Molecule: messenger RNA, 765 nt
Organism: Balearica regulorum gibbericeps (East African grey crowned-crane)
Lineage: Eukaryota; Metazoa; Chordata; Aves; Gruiformes; Gruidae
Source: RefSeq, a predicted model, not a curated record
AUGGGGAUGGCUGCGAGUGCGGAGGCGGUCUGGCUCAUCGCCAUGGACGAGCUUCAUCCUCUUCAGGCCCACAGGUGUGAUUUCCUUCUGCUCCCACAGGUUUAUCUGGUGAACAGCGAAGGCGUGGGCUUCUGCGGUGCAUCCAUCAUCAAUGAGAAAUGGGUAGUGACGGCAGCGCACUGCCUGCAGCCAGGCGAUGACGUCACUGCCGUGGCAGGUGAAUACAACACCAACGAGGAAGACAACACGGAGCAGCGGCGUAAGGUGGUGAAAAUCCUUCCCUAUCCCACGUACAACGCCACGAUCAACAAGCACCACAACGACAUAGCCCUCCUGGAGCUGGACCAGCCGCUCAGCUUCAACAGCUACGUCACCCCCAUCUGCAUCGGCAACCGGGAGUUCACCAACGCCCUGCUGAAGCACGGGAUGGGGACGGUGAGCGGCUGGGGCAGCAUGCUCUUCCGCGGCCGGCCCGCCACCGUCCUCCAGAUCCUCAAGGUGCCCUUUGUUGACCGGCCGACCUGCCUCAAGAGCACCUCCACCACCAUCCUGCAGAACAUGUUCUGCGCCGGCUUCCCGGCUGGGGGCAGUGACACCUGCGGGGGGGACAGCGGAGGUCCCUACACCACCGAGAUUGAGGGCACCUGGUUUCUCACGGGGAUCACCAGCUGGGGCGAGGAAUGUGCCAAGCCAGGUAAAUACGGCAUCUACACCAGGGUCUCCAAAUACCUGAAGUGGAUAAAGGAAAUCACGAGGCUUGCCUAA